This is a messenger RNA of Dendroctonus ponderosae (mountain pine beetle), 2395 nucleotides long. RefSeq names its product eukaryotic translation initiation factor 3 subunit B (gene eIF3b). Gene Ontology annotation, biological process: translational initiation. The record is from RefSeq and is a predicted model, not a curated record. Gene Ontology annotation, cellular component: eukaryotic translation initiation factor 3 complex. NCBI's taxonomy places the organism in Eukaryota, Metazoa, Arthropoda, Insecta, Coleoptera, Curculionidae. Gene Ontology annotation, molecular function: translation initiation factor binding; RNA binding; translation initiation factor activity. Bases 133 to 2232 code for a protein of 699 amino acids. The transcript has 10 exons.
CCACAGAUCACAGGAUAGAUAAAGACAAGUAGGUGGCAAGACAGAAUGACAGAAUGAAUAACCUCUGUGAUCUGUGACAGCAACUGCAUUCCUUUUCUCCGGUUCCUUGAAGCAAGUUUUCCUCGUGCCAAAAUGGCCAAAAAGAAAACUGAUGAAAAGGGCAAUGAAACCCCAAAAAAUACUAAUAACGAUGUGUCCAGUGCCAAUGAAGAACCGAAUUUCAGCGAUCCAGAAGAUUUCGUGGAUGAUAUCUCCGAUUCUGAGCUUCUUGGAGACAUUUUGCCGCAAAAACCUAAGGAGACCGACGGUUACGAAUGCGUGAUCGUCGUGGAUGGUACCCCCCAAGUGGGAGCCAAUCGCUUUGAGAAGCUCAAAUCGGUUGUGCAUAAGGUGUUCCACAAGUUUGGCAAUAUUGUCAAUGAAUAUUAUCCUGUGAAUGCUGAAGGUGUCACCAAAGGGUAUAUUUUCCUAGAGUAUUCCGAUCCCAGUCAUGCUUUAGAGGCUGUUAGUCUAGCUAAUCACUUCAAGCUCGAUAAACAGCAUACUUUCCUGGUGAAUUUAUUCACGGAUUUCUCGAAAUACGAGGAAAUUCCUGAUAAAUGGGAUCCACCCCAACCAAGACCACACGAGGGUCAAGCGGAUCUUCACUCCUAUCUGCUGGACGCAGAUGCAUACGAUCAAUAUGCCGUAGUAGUCGGUAAUGGGCAGAGUGUUCAGAUUUGCCAAAACACAUUACCUGAGCCAACUAUUAUUGAAGACCGCAGCACCUGGACAAUGACUUAUAUUAAAUGGUCACCUUUGGGAACAUAUCUGGCCACUUUCCAUAAGCUCGGUAUAGCUUUCUGGAUUGGUCCAAAUUUCACUCAGUACAAGAAGUUCGCGCAUCCCAAUGUUCAAUUUAUUGAGUUUUCUCCGUGCGAAAAGUAUUUAGUGACGUGCUCUCCGCAAGGAGAUCCGCUUAACCCGGAUCAAAAAAAGAUUAUCAUUUGGGAUAUCAGGACGGGAGAAGAAAAACGUUCGUUUAACCCUGAAGGUCCAUCCAACUGGCCGGUCUUUAGAUGGUCUCAUGACGAUAAGUACUUCGGUAGAGUGGGUAACGACGUUUUGUCGAUUUAUGAAACUCCGUCGUUUGGUCUAUUGGACAAAAAAUCAAUAAAAAUCAACGGGAUUCGAGACUUCAGUUGGUCCCCAACUGAUAAUGUAGUGGCAUAUUGGGUGGCUGAAGACAAAGAUGUUCCGGCCAGCGUGACUCUCCUUGAACUUCCCAACAGGAAUGAGAUAAGGAAGAAAAAUCUUUUUAACGUUGCUGACUGUAAAAUUCAUUGGCAGAAAUCGGGCGACUACUUGUGUGUUAAAGUAGACAGAUAUGCUAAGGCAAGGAAGGAAAGAAGCGAAAUGAAAUAUUCUGGCAUGUAUUGCAAUUUUGAAAUCUUCCACAUGCGACAAAAGCAGGUGCCUGUAGAUAGUGUUGAAGUCAAAGAGCCGAUUCAAGCUUUCGCCUGGGAACCCGUAGGCACAAAAUUUGCAAUGAUCCAUGGGGAAUCGCCCACCAUAAAUGUCAGCUUUUACGAAGUUAAGGCCGGCCUGGCACCUAUCUUGUUGAAGAAAUUCGAGAAGAAAGCGUGCAAUCAUCUGUUCUGGUCUCCCAAUGGACAGUACAUUGUGUUGGCUGGUUUGGGUAGCAAUGGAGGUGGAUCUUUGGAGUUUGUUGAUACCCAUGAGUUUUUGGUGAUGAACACAACUGACCAUUUCCAAUUAUCCGACGUGGAAUGGGACCCGACUGGUAGAUAUGUUUUCACUGCUGUAUCGUUUUGGAAGUGUAAAGUAGACACCGGAUAUUGGAUGUGGUCAUUCCAAGGAAAAAUAUUAAAAAGGGUGAACUUGGAGCGUUUCGCUCAAAUUCUCUGGCGUCCACGACCACCCAGUCUUCUAUCUGAAAAACAACAGAAGGAAAUCAAGAAGAACUUGAAGAAAUAUUACGCGCAAUUUGAAAGCAAGGACCGCAUGCGGCAAUCGAAAGCCUCUAAAGAACUGAUUGAAAAACGUGCUGCUUUAAUGGAGAAAUUCAAUAAGUACCGGGAGGAACAAAUUAAAGCCUGGGAGGAGGCAAAGUCUAGAAGACUGGCCCUUAGAAACAUGGUUGAUACGGAUGAACUGGACGCGGAUUCAGAGAACGUGGAGGAAGAAGUUGUGGAAUUUUUUGUCAAAGAAGAAAUCAUCCCGAUUGAUUAACAAUAUCGAGUUCGUGACGAAUCCUGGGCAAACUUUUUGUGAGUAUUUGUUCGGGAAUUUUCCUGGAAAAGUGUGGCCAACGUCACAUGUUUCCAACUUCAAUAAGACCUGUAUUUUGUACAAUAGUGUCUUACAAAAUAAAAUUCUUUUAAUAUUUCAAAGA